Apis mellifera (honey bee) is the source of this 1360-nucleotide messenger RNA. RefSeq lists its product as uncharacterized. The record is from RefSeq and is a predicted model, not a curated record. The coding region runs from base 375 to 1226 and encodes 283 amino acids. The transcript has 3 exons. NCBI's taxonomy places the organism in Eukaryota, Metazoa, Arthropoda, Insecta, Hymenoptera, Apidae.
UUUAAAAAUAUAAAUUUUGAAUGUCUUAAUAUCAAUAUUGUUAUUAUAAUUUUCAUAAUUAUAUCCAUGUAAUUAUUUCCAUGUUAAAAAAUCCAUUAAAAUUCAGUAUCUUGUAAAGUAAGAUUUAAAAAAUAAAAUAAAAUUGUUUUAUUGUUAUAAUGCAUUUAAUUAUUAUUACACAGAGUAUACUUAAAAAGUAUUCAAUUGUUUGAUAAAAGACUAAUGCAAUCUAAAUUUAUUUCAAAUUUAUUUCAUUUAUUUCAAUUUAUUUCAUUUAUCCUUAUAUUUUUUAGUUCUUACUAUAAACUUUACAGACAGAUUUAAUCAAUGUUUAUUUAAGUAAUAUAUCUAUAUAAUUCAAAACAAAAUUAGAAAUGACAACAAUUGAUAAUAUAUCUAUGAUUGAAGAUAGUGGUGAUCUUCCUUUCAAUAAAAGGAAUCCCUGUAUUCCUCAACAGUUAUUAGAAGCAAAUGAAUUGUUAAAGUCAAUCAAUACAAGACUGGAAGAUUGUGCUUUAGAAUGGCAAGCAGAGAUUUCUCGUAAACAGUGGAAAAUUUUUAAUUCUAAUAUCAUUGGUGUAACUUUAUCUGAACGAUCUCUAUUAGCAAGAACAUAUUUUACAGAGAAAAACCUUGAUGAAGCUUUUCAACAUUUACUUUCUUGUAAUAAAAUCUUUUCAGAAUAUUUAAAAAACUUUAUUGAUCUUUUACAAGAUGAAGUAUCUACUUCAAAUAUUAAAAAAACAUAUGAUCUACAAAAUGAAACCAGUAAUACAAACAAAAAUUGUAAAGUAGUAGAUAUUAAUAAUAUAAAACAAAUACAACUUCCUUCGUUAAAUAAUCAAAAAUUAAAUAGGGAAGGAAAAAUUCAAGAUUAUAUUGAUAACAUAUUAACAGUUCAAAAUUCAUUUACUGAUGUGAUAAAAGCUAAAGUUAAUUUUGAUACAAAAUUUUUAGGAUUUGAAGCUAUAUUACAUAAAGCUACAUCUACAUCAACUGAUACAAUUUGUCUUUGUCAAUAUUGUUCUAAUAUUAUGCAAACUACACAUGGUACAAAUAGAAAAUUGAGAAGUGUAACUCUUAAUCAAAGAAAUCGAACAGUUUCAAAAACUAAACGCUUAACUAGAUCUAUAAAAACAUUAUCCAAAAAGAAAAAAAGAGAGAAAUCAUCUAUAAUAAUUGAUAAAAUUAGUGAUCAACCACUUGAAACACACACAAGUUCUUAAUUCAAUUUUGUUAUAUUAUAUUUAUUUCUUGUUCAUUAUUAAAUUUUUGUUAACUUAUGUGGGUAUUCAGAAUUUAAACUAAAUAAUAUAUACAUACAAAGAAAUAACUAAUAUAAUUUAAUGGAGAAGUUUCU